GUCGGAGAAAUCCCCACCCUGGGCUGGAAGAGUUCGGUGUGACGUCUGCGCCUGCGGAUGAGCCACGUGAGCUUACAAAGCCGGUUCGAUCAGAUGACCUGCCGCAGGAAGAGGCCAAGAUGGAAAGGCGGUGAAAGGGGAAAGGCGGAACAAGGAUCCUGCCUGCCGGGGUGGCACUGCCACAAUGUCCACCAGGCGGUUGCGCAGUGAAGACUACAAUGACUACAGCUCCACAGAAGCGUCUCCGGACAGUAGCCCUCCCGAGGGCUUGAGCAACUUUUCCAGCCCGUCGUCCUAUCAGCGGUUUGGAGAGGCAAACGGAACAACAUGGUUUCAAACCUUAAUACACCUUUUGAAAGGCAACAUUGGUACCGGCCUGCUGGGGCUCCCAUUGGCCAUCAAAAAUGCUGGCAUUGUGAUGGGUCCUCUCAGCUUGCUUGGGAUUGGAAUAAUUGCGGUGCACUGCAUGCAGAUCCUGGUUAAGUGUGCUCACCACUUCUGCAACAAGCAUCAGAAACGAUUUGUGGAUUAUGGCGAUGCUGUGAUGCAUGGACUGGAAGCCUGCCCCAUCGCGUGGCUUAGGGCUCACUCCAUCUGGGGAAGGUACCUGGUUGGUUUUUUCUUGAUUAUCACUCAGCUGGGGUUCUGCUGUGUAUAUUUUGUAUUCCUAGCUGACAAUCUGAGACAGGUGAUAUCUGCGGCCAAUGGCACAACCAACGACUGCAGUGCCAAUGAAACUUCGAUAUUUGCUCCAACCAUGAGCUCCCAGUUAUACAUCCUGUCCUUGUUGCCAUUUGUGAUAUUGCUCGUCUUUAUCCAGAACCUCAAGUUCCUUUCCAUUUUCUCCAUGCUGGCCAAUCUUCUCAUGCUGAGCAGCCUGAUAAUGAUAUACCAGUACAUUGUGAGGGGCAUUCCAGAUCCUUCCCAUCUGCCUCUGGUGUCCCAGUGGAAGACCUACCCUCUGUUUUUUGGCACAGCUAUCUUUGCUUUCGAAGGCAUUGGAGUGGUGCUCCCUCUGGAAAACAAGAUGAAGACCCCUCACCAUUUCCCCAUCAUCCUCUAUGUGGGAAUGGCGAUUGUCAGCACCCUCUACCUCAGCCUUGGGACCCUGGGAUAUUUGCGCUUUGGAGAAAACAUCCAGGCCAGCAUCACACUCAAUCUGCCUAACUGUUGGUUGUAUCAGUCUGUCAAGCUGCUGUACUCCAUUGGGAUCUUCUUCACUUAUGCACUACAGUUCUACGUCCCUGCAGAAAUAAUUAUUCCUACUGCCAUCGCUCAGAUCCCCGAGCGCUGGGCUUUAUGGUGCAAUCUGCUGCUGAGGGCAUCCUUGGUCUGCGUAACAUGUCUGCUAGCAAUCCUGAUUCCUCGACUGGGCAUUGUCAUCUCUCUGGUGGGCUCAAUCAGCAGCAGUGCCCUCGCCCUGAUCAUCCCACCUCUUCUGCAUAUUGCUACCUACUACUCUGACGGCAUGCAUCCCUUGACCAUUGCCAAAGAUAUCCUGAUCAGUUUCAUUGGUUUUGCCGGGUUUGUGGUGGGAACCUACGAGUCUCUCUUCGAACUCAUCGUACCAACUCCCACCGCCGUCAACGCCACCGGUGCCUUAUAAAUGACACGCUCAACCUGUGCACACCUUUCUAUUUUUCUUUGCUAUAGAAUAUCUUGUCAGCCUGGCUGGAUCCUGGUUUCCAUUGUAGCAACAGCAGUGACUUGUUGCCACUUCUUUGCUUCCCAACCGUAUUUAUUUUGCUGAUUUAAAUGCAAGCGGACAGUGGAAAAGGCAGGACUCCAACCCGCAGUCUCUGCUUCUUUAUGCACAAGUUGAUUUAAGAACCUACACAGCACAGUUAUUAGUCUUUGAUAAGAGUGGAAUAUUGUUGUCUGCUGCAGUGCGAGUCUCUCUGAUAGAAUGAUGCUGAAUAGUCUGCAGGGAUCUUGGUUUAUACAGUCUCCUCUGGAAUCUAGAGAAUUAAUAAUUCCAAUAUUGUCAAAAGGGUGACAAAGCCCUUUAAACAUCAUGUUACCAUGCCUUGGGAAGAGAACCCAAGACCCAGUGUAUGGGCUGGAGGCACAAGAUGCCACCACUUUGCUGAUGCUAAGCAGGGUUGGGUCUGGUCGGUGCCUGGAUGGUAGGCUGCCUGGAAACCACCUGGAAUGCCACCUUGGAUUCCAUGACAGAAGUAUGAUGGGAUUGAAACAAACAAGCAAA
Messenger RNA from Lacerta agilis (Sand lizard), 2206 nucleotides. Its product is annotated as proton-coupled amino acid transporter 1-like. Gene Ontology annotation, biological process: glycine transport; L-alanine transport; proton transmembrane transport. The record is from RefSeq and is a predicted model, not a curated record. Gene Ontology annotation, molecular function: glycine transmembrane transporter activity; amino acid:proton symporter activity; L-proline transmembrane transporter activity. Gene Ontology annotation, cellular component: vacuolar membrane. Bases 185 to 1606 code for a protein of 473 amino acids. Lineage: Eukaryota; Metazoa; Chordata; Lepidosauria; Squamata; Lacertidae. The transcript is spliced from 11 exons.